Molecule: messenger RNA, 710 nt
Organism: Annulohypoxylon maeteangense
Lineage: Eukaryota; Fungi; Ascomycota; Sordariomycetes; Xylariales; Hypoxylaceae
Product: glutathione-dependent formaldehyde-activating enzyme
Exons: 2
Coding region: 51-614 (187 amino acids)
Biological process (GO): formaldehyde catabolic process
Molecular function (GO): S-(hydroxymethyl)glutathione synthase activity; zinc ion binding
Source: RefSeq, a predicted model, not a curated record
CUACCGAAUCUAAAGCCCUCACCAAACUCAAGAACCCAAAAGAAGAAAAAAUGGCAUCCCUCCACCCCCUCCUCGACAACGGCAUCACGAAAGGCGACGCCAGCUUCGCCGGCGGCAAGCUAUACUGCAAGUGCGCGAGCUCACCCGUCGAAGUAACGCUGUCAUCAAACGUAGCGCACAACCACGCAUGCGGGUGUUCGAAGUGCUGGAAGCCGUCUGGGGCUCUGUUCUCCAUCGUCGGCGUCGUGCCGCGGGACAACCUAUCGGUAACAGCCAACGAGUCGAAGCUAAAGAUCGUCGACCCCAGCGCCGCCAUCCAGCGGUACGCCUGCACCGGCUGCGGCGUCCACCUGUACGGCCGCAUCGAGGUCGAGCACCCUUUCAAGGGCCUCGACUUCGUGCAUGCCGAGCUCAGCCCCGAAAAGGGCUGGCAGGAGCCCCAGUUCGCUGCUUUCGUGUCUAGCAUUAUCGAGCAGGGCUUCGACCCCGCCAAAAUGAGCGAAGUCAGGGCAAAGCUCAGCAGCGUGGGCCUGGAGUCAUACGACUGCCUGUCGCCCGCACUAAUGGACCUGCUCGCCACGUACACGGCCAAGAAGAACGGUGCGCUGAAAUAAAAAAAAACGGCUUCCGAGUCGUGAAAUACCAAAUUUUCAAAAUUAAAAAAAGAAAAUGGGAAUGGCUAACGAACGAAGAGAUGAUGAAUAAAAAAG